This is a messenger RNA of Aspergillus clavatus NRRL 1, 516 nucleotides long. RefSeq lists its product as uncharacterized. The transcript has 2 exons. The coding region runs from base 1 to 516 and encodes 171 amino acids. NCBI's taxonomy places the organism in Eukaryota, Fungi, Ascomycota, Eurotiomycetes, Eurotiales, Aspergillaceae. Gene Ontology annotation, cellular component: fungal-type vacuole membrane. The record is from RefSeq and is a predicted model, not a curated record.
AUGCGCGCUGUUGCCUUUCUCUUCCUCGGUCUAUUGAUCAUCAGCAAUCUUACCAUUCGCUCUCGCCUGCCUCCCAAGCCCACACCCUUCGCAUUCAACCAGUUCUGGGUCCCCUUUAAGGAGCUACCGUUCCUCCCGGUUGCUCUUGGAACGUUCUUCUUCUUUUGGGGAUUUUUGAUGCCGACCAACUUCAUCAUCCUGCAGGCCGUACACGAUGGCAUGUCCCUGCGGCUGUCCGGCUACUUGCUUGCCAUCCUCAAUGCACUCAGCGUCAUCAGCAUAAUUUUUCCUGGCUGGCUUGGUGACCGUCUGGGCCGAUUCAACGUGAUAGUCUCGACGACCUAUCUGACAAGUAUUAUUGUGCCGGCCCUCUGGAUCUCUGGACACGGCAACGCGCCUCUCAUUGUCUUCGUCUCCCUUGUUGGCUUUACCAGCGGCACAUUCGUAAGCAUCGUAAACGCAGCCUAUCCCAGCCACCUGCACCAGCUCGUAUUCAGAAAAGCCGACUCCGGUUGA